AUGACAAGAGCAGAGGUUGCUAUAAUAAACCAAACGUCAGAUCUUCCUUUGCAACUUCAAGAAGAAUUUGGUUUUACAUGGUCUUUGUUUGUGAUCAAUAUACCGCACCAGUUUAAAAAUGUAAAUACAAAGAAAAAGGUGACUAAUUCAAGCUCGACCCCAGCACCUUUUACCGUGGCGUCGAAAAGGCGCUGGCACAGGCUGGUCACGUGGGCAUCAAAUGAACCAGAUUCUGGAGAAGGACACCACGUUAUAGCUGUUUUGCCUACUGGGUUUGGUAAAUCGUUAAUUUAUCAACUUUUACCCGACUUUGUUCCAGAACGAAAGGCAGGCAAUAUUGUACUUGUUGUCUCUCCUUUAACAUCAAUUAUUCAAGAUCAGUUAGUAAAUUUAAGUAAAGUAGGCAUUGAAUGUGGUAUCUUACAACUCGAAGACCAAGCUAAUAGCCAGAGAUACGAACCCUUGUUUGAGGAAGAUUUGAAUGAUGCAUCAAAUUCUGUUUUUAAAAUUUCAAAAAGCAUUGUUGCAGGCAAAUGUAAAAUUUUAUUUGCACAUCCAGAGUCUCUGUUAUCAGAUCAGGGAAGGAAGAUAUUACGAUCAAAAAUUUAUGAGGAAAAUGUUGUGGCUUGUGUGAUAGACGAGGCGCAUUGUGUGGAAUUAUGGGGUGAAGAAUUUCGUACAGAAUUUCAAAACUUAUCAGUUUUUCAAGCAUUCUUCCCUCACAGUAUCAUGUUAGCUUUGACUGCAACUGCUUCACCAACGAAAUUACGUAAUUUAAAAAAAGCUUUGAAAAUAGAAAAUUGCAAAGUGGUUACUGCAAAUCCAAAUCGUAAAAGCAUUUUUUUAAAAAAGAAAUAA
Molecule: messenger RNA, 858 nt
Organism: Hydractinia symbiolongicarpus
Lineage: Eukaryota; Metazoa; Cnidaria; Hydrozoa; Anthoathecata; Hydractiniidae
Exons: 4
Coding region: 1-858 (285 amino acids)
Biological process (GO): telomere maintenance; double-strand break repair via homologous recombination
Cellular component (GO): nucleus; nucleoplasm; chromosome
Molecular function (GO): nucleic acid binding; ATP binding; 3'-5' DNA helicase activity
Source: RefSeq, a predicted model, not a curated record